GGCAUGAGAGGAAAUACUUCUUCAAAAAUCGAAUGAAUUUGGAUUAUUGCCUCCAGAUAAGACCACUCACGCGCGUUUUUGCUAUUUCCGCAUCGAAAUAAAAUCAUGUCUGCCCCUGGCUCCGCGGUGUCUGGGACCACGGCGGCGGUUCUGCAGCCGCGGUGGAAGCGGGUCCUCGGAUGGUCCGGUCCCGUUCCCCGGCCCAGGCAUGGGCACCGAGCUGUUGCUAUAAAAGAGCUCAUGGUUGUCUUUGGCGGUGGAAACGAAGGCAUUGUGGAUGAAUUGCAUGUGUACAACACUGCAACAAACCAGUGGUUUAUCCCAGCGGUCCGUGGUGAUAUUCCCCCUGGUUGUGCUGCAUAUGGUUUUGUCUGUGAUGGCACCAGAUUGCUGGUGUUUGGGGGAAUGGUGGAGUAUGGAAAGUACAGCAAUGAUCUCUAUGAGCUACAGGCCAGCAGAUGGGAAUGGAAAAAGUUGAAAGCAAAAAAUCCGAAGAACGGUCCCCCUCCUUGCCCUCGUCUUGGUCACAGUUUCUCGCUGGUUGGCAACAAGUGCUACCUGUUUGGUGGACUAGCCAAUGACAGCGAAGACCCAAAAAACAACAUUCCCAGAUACCUGAAUGAUCUGUACACACUUGAGCUUCGCGCGGGCUCCAGUGUGGUUGGCUGGGAUAUCCCAAUCACAUAUGGCGUUCUGCCGCCCCCUCGUGAGAGCCACACUGCUGUUGUAUACACAGAAAAGACGAGCAGGAAAUCCCGCCUGAUAAUAUACGGAGGAAUGAGUGGCUGUCGCCUUGGAGAUCUGUGGACACUUGAUAUUGAUACCCUGACAUGGAACAAACCAUCAGUAAACGGGACGGCACCGCUCCCCAGAAGUCUUCACUCUGCCACCACCAUCACAAACAAAAUGUAUGUUUUUGGAGGUUGGGUUCCGUUGGUCAUGGACGACGUCAAAGUGGCCACACACGAGAAGGAGUGGAAGUGCACCAACACUCUUGCCUGCCUAAAUCUAGACGGCAUGUGUUGGGAGACGGUGUUGAUGGAUACGCUUGAAGACAACAUCCCGAGGGCUCGUGCUGGCCACUGUGCUGUGGCCAUCAAUUCUAGGCUGUAUGUAUGGAGCGGCCGGGACGGUUAUCGUAAAGCUUGGAACAACCAAGUCUGUUGUAAAGACCUCUGGUACCUGGAAACGGAGCGGCCACACUCCCCUGCCAGGGUCCAGUUAGUCCGUGCCAACACAAACUCUCUUGAGGUGAGCUGGGGUGCCGUCUCAACUGCCGACACCUACUUACUGCAGCUGCAGAAAUAUGACAUCCCUGCGACUCCAGCUGCAGCCUCGCCAGUCAUGAGUGCCAGCCCUGUGCAGCCUCCAAAGAGUCCUGCACCGGCUGCUGUAGCCCUCUCUGCUCAGAGCCUAACUCAGACAGCUGUCUUGAAGGUUGCAGCUCAACAGUCUGCCACGGGCACGUCUAUUGUCACAGUCCGCCCCAGCCAGCCUGGCAAAUCCCCUGUCACUGUGACAACCCUCCCACCAGGUGUUCGUAUGGUAGUGCCUACCCAGACCGUCCAAGGAUCGCCAAUUGGGAGUAGCCCUCAGAUGAGUGGCAUGGCAGCUUUGGCUGCAGCAGCUGCAGCAACACAGAAGAUCCCGCCCUCUUCUGCAGGCACUAUCCUCAAUGUUCCUGCAGGUGCCACCAUUCUCAAAACGGUAGCCAUUUCCCCGGGCACGACCACAAUGAAAUUGGCUUCUCCGCUCAUGGUCAGCAACCCGGCCACCCGGAUGCUGAAAACUGCAGCAGCCCAGGUGGGCAUAGCGACUCAGUCCUCUCCCACCACCACCAGACCAAUCAUCACUGUGCACAAGUCUGGUGCAGUCACGGUGGCCCAGCAGGCCCAGGUGGUAACCACUGUGGUGGGAGGAGUCACCAAGACCAUCACCCUGGUCAAGAGUCCACUCACCAUGGGGAGCGGCGGCACUCUGAUCUCCAACCUUGGCAAGAUGAUGUCUGUGGUACAAACCAAGCCAUUGCAGACAGCCCUCACAGGCCAGGGUUCCCAUAACCCUCUCGCGCAGCUCAUACAGUCAAAGGGUCCCCUCCCAGCCGGCACCAUCCUGAAGCUGGUGACCUCCGCCGAUGGCAAGCCCACGACCAUCAUCACCACCUCCCAGGCUGGAGGCGCAGGAAAUAAGCCCACUAUCCUCAACAUCAGCAGCGUGUCUCCGACCACCACUAAGCAGGGCACCACCAUUAUCAAGACGAUCCCCAUGUCCGCCAUCAUGGGCCAGGCAGGAGCUGCAGGCCUAAACUCACGUGUGACAAGCAGUGGCAUGAAAACGCCAAUCACAAUCCUCACCACCAAGAUGAUGACCUCUGGAACUCCUGGUAAAAUUAUCACUGCCAUGCCCAAACUGGUCACUGCAGCCGGCCAACAGGGGAUCACACAGGUGGUUUUGAAGGGUGCUCACGGGCAACCUGGAACGAUUUUGCGCACCGUGCCUAUGAGCACAGUCGGUGGCGUUCGACUUGUCCAACCAAUGACCGUAUCUGCUGUUAAGGCCACUGUCACCACCACGGUUGUCAAGAGGACUACGGGUGUCGCCACUCUCGGGACGGUCACUGGCACGGUCUCCUCGAGCCUCGCCGGAGCCGCGGUGGACAGUUCCAACGCCUCUCUCGUCACCCCCAUCACCACCCUGGGAACCAUCGCUACCCUGUCCAGCCAGGUCAUCAGCCCAGCUGCCAUCACCGUUUCAGUUGCUCAGACCAACCUGACUGCUGCCACCACAUUGCCCUCCUCCACCAUGACGGUGCAAAACCAGCCCACCCAGGUGACUCUGAUCACAACUCCCAGUGGUGUAGAAGCUCAACCAGUGCAGGAUCUACCGGUGUCCAUCCUGGCUUCACCGACCUCCGAGCAGCCCAGCUCCACUGAUGCCGGAGCAGCCGGAGAAAGCUCUGGGACCGUCACCCUGGUCUGCUCCAACCCGCCGUGCGAGACCCACGAGACGGGAACCACCAACACAGCCACCACCUCCUCCGCCGCGAUGGGAGCAGGACAGGUCUGUUCCAACCCGCCGUGCGAGACCCACGAAACGGUCACCACCAACACGGCCACCACCUCCUCCGCCGCGAUGGGAGCAGGACAGGUCUGCUCCAACCCGCCGUGCGAGACCCACGAAACGGGCACCACCAACACGGCCACGACCGCGUCGUCAAACAUGUCUGCGCCGCGCGUGUGCUCUAACCCGCCGUGCGAGACCCACGAAACCGGGACGACUAACACGCCCACCACGGCGUCGGCCAACAUGGGCGGAAACCAGCAGCUGUGCUCCAACCCGCCGUGCGAGACCCACGAGACGGGAACCACCAACACGGCCACCACCUCCUCCGCCGCGAUGGGAGCAGGACAGGUCUGUUCUAACCCGCCGUGCGAGACCCACGUGACGGCCACCACCAACACGGCCACCCAGUCGUCCUCCGCCGCCAUGAACGCAGGCCAGACGAGCACCACGCAGAGGGCGUCCUCCAACUCGCGCUGUGAAACACACGAGACGGGGACCACCAACACCCCGUCCACAGCCACCUCCAGCAUGGGCAGCGACCAGACCAACACGGCAACGGGCCAAGUCCAGAGGGUGUGCUCCAACCCGCCCUGUGAAACGCACGAAACUGGGACCACCAACACGGCCACCACUGCCACCUGCAGCAUGGAGACCGGCGAAGGCGCCCAGCAGACAGAGGAGGGGGCAGAAGUUACCACCAGCCCAGAAGAGGCCGCCACCACCACAACCGCUGCUGCUGCAGUAGUAGCAGCACCAGCAGCACCAGCAGCAGCAGCAGCACCAGCAGCAGCAGCAGCACCAGCAGCAGCAGCAGCACCAGCAGCAGCACCAGCAGCACCAGCAGCACCAGCAGCACCAGCACCAGCAGCAGCACCAGCAGCAGCAGCAGCACCAGCAGCUGGCAUGGUUACCACGGUUCAGGGCAGGGCCAUCACAACCGUCACUCAGUCCACACCGGCCCCCGGACCCUCUGUACCUUCGAUCUCGUCAAUCACAGAGGCCGCCGCCACCGCCGCCGCCACCGCCGGCUCCACGGAGGAGCCCAUGCAGACUGAGGAAACGGCAUCAGCGGAAGCUGCAGAGGAAGCAGUUACCGCUAUGGAAACGCAAGCAGAGGGAGGAGCCGCAGCCGCAGCCGCAGCUACAGCCUUGAAUCUACCCUCGGAGCUGAUGUCUGAGGGUCAGGGUGCCACGCUCAUGGUGACGGGGCUGUCGGAGGAGGAGCUAGCUGUGACCGCGGCAGCCGAGGCCGCCGCUCAGGCAGCCGAGGCCGCCGCUCAGGCAGCGGCCAUCGAAGAAGCCCAAGCCCUCGCUAUCCAGGCCGUCCUCCAGGCGGCCCAGCAAGCAGUAUUGAAUGAGAGCACUGGAGAGAGCCAGCAGCCCACCAGCAUCCCCAUCAUGUUGACCCAGCAGGAGCUCGCUGCGCUGGUCCAUCAGCAGCAGCAGCUGCAGCUGCAGGAGGCUCAGGCUGCCGCGCAGCAGGCCUCCGUGGACACCAGCGUGCCCACCGAGGGCCUCGCCCCCGCCGACAGCCUCAACGACCCCUCCGUGGAGAGCAACGGGCACAAUGAGAUGGCCGCGGCCGUCACCAGUGCCGUGGCGUCACUGCUGCCACGUCCCACAGCUGAGACACUUGCUCCAUCGAGCACAUUCGCACCCUCUGUAUCGGUGGCGACUCCAGCCAAGCCGCAGGCAGCAGCCGCUCUAGCGGACGUCGCCAACGGGAUCGAGGGAGAGAAGCAAGCCCCUCAGCCGACCCCAGUGAAGCCUGUUGCGAAAAAAGAGAACCAGUGGUUUGAUGUUGGAAUAGUUAAAGUGACCAACAUGGUGGUCACCCACUUCUACAUGCCGGGAGACAAUUCUCAAGGAGAUGAUGACACUGGCGCCAUGCCGGACUACGGACAGAUGAAGAAAAUGGAGCUGCAGCCCGGCACGGCUUACAAGUUCCGCGUGGCUGGGAUCAACGCUUGCGGUCGCGGCGCUUACUCUGAGAUAUCUGCUUUCAAGACUUGCCUACCUGGCUUCCCCGGGGCACCUUGUGCCAUCAAAAUCAGCAAGAGCCCAGACGGCGCCCACUUGACCUGGGAGCCGCCCUCGGUGACGUCGGGCAAGAUCAUCGAGUACUCCGUGUACCUGGCCAUCCAGAGCAACCAGACGGCCGAGGCCAAGGCCUCCACCCCGGCCCAGCUGGCCUUCAUGCGCGUGUACUGUGGGCCCAACCCCUCUUGCCUGGUGCAGUCGUCCAGCCUCUCCAACGCCCACAUCGACUACACCACCAAGCCGGCCAUCAUCUUCCGCAUUGCUGCCCGCAAUGAGAAGGGCUACGGCCCCGCCACCCAAGUCCGGUGGCUGCAAGAAUCUGGCAAAGAUGCCGCCUCUGCAAAACCGGCCGCCAAAAGACCCGGCACCUCCCCCGAUACUAAGGUUGCUGGUCCAAAGAAGGCGAGGACGGACCAGUGAGGUUGCCCAGAGCCCCCCGACCCCUCCCCCCUGUCUUUUGUCCUUUUUCCACUCGCUGUCCUUUUUAUCAGGAAGACUGACCUUCACUCCGCCUCCUCAUCAUCCUCAUCCUAAUCUCAUCCUCCACCCUUCAAGUCUCAGAUCAAGACGGAAAUGGAGGCAGAACAAGCGUAUGAAGCCGAGAUGAAAGUCAAUCUGAGAGAUGUUUCUGUAGAUAAAAACCCUCCUUCCUCCUCGUUCUGUUGGUUGUACUAUUUCUAGAGGAACACAAACUUAGAAGCACAUUAUCUUUUUCAGUCACAUCCCCCUCCCAUCGUUUAACAUCUAUUUUUGGCUUGUUUCGGUAGUUUUAAGCAGCGUAGAGAAGAAGAUCGUUCACAAACUGGGAGCCGGCCUGAGCUCAUUGUUACCUUUUCGUUUUUGUCUUUUUGUUUUGUGAAUCCUGGGGGGAUGUAGAGAGAGACUACACGAAAUGAUGUACAGUGUUGGAAGAAGAAGAAAAAAGCUGUGGAGGCAUUAGUUUAGAUAAGAGGAAAAAAAUCGGUAUGGAUACAAAUAAAGCACUUGUCCUCAACGACAGAGGACAUCAUUCUUUUUCCCUUUUCUUUUUUUUUGGGUCAAAAACUAAUUUUGCUUCAUCGAGAACCAAGUCUGUAUUCAUCGUGCUGGACUCCGGUCUCCUGUAAAUGUCAUCACUGCGCUUUUUACCCCCAAGAGGAGGACUGGUGGCCGACACUUCAAAGUGGACAGAAAAAAAGAAGAAAAAAAUGUCAGAUUUGUAGAGAAUGAAUGACGGACUUUGCUAGGACUGAGACUUGCAACACACACACACACACUCGCAUUCAAAAAAAACUUCAAAAUCUUCCCAAAAAAUUAGCAAGCAAUGAUGCAGAAGAUCUUUUGUGUAGUUUAUUUUUGUAUUUUUUAAGCUUUUUUUUCUUCUUCUCCUUCUGUGUGUCUGUAUGUCGUGUGCAUUUUAAACAAAAAAACCCAUCACUUUUUUUAACAGUUGUUCAUCCCCAUAGUUUGUGUUCGUGGGAAGAUCGGCGGCUGUGUUGCGGUCGCCACUCUAUUUUUAAAGAAAAGAUGACUCUUCGUUCAGUUGGUUGUAUGUUCGUGUUCACGGAUGGUGACGAAAAAGAGAGACUUUUUGCAUUUGUUCCAUCGUAGAACCCACGGAGGUUAUAGGACUGAAGGGAACUUUGAAGUGGACCCAGGGAGAGUUUUUACUUUGUUUACUUCUCAAUGCUUGUGUUGCUUUUGUUUGCCAAACAUGGAAUUUCACGGGGUACGAUGGAAGAAAAAACAAACGUCAGAUCUUUUUUUUUCGUACCUCGCCCCGCCCCCCUCCUGCCCAAAUAUCCAGAUCAGUUGUCCCAUGCUUUUUUUUUUUUUUUAUGCUCACCUCUUUAAUUCUUUUUGUGGAAAAUGGCAAAUUAUAUUAGUCGACAAAUUUUUCCCCCUAUCCUAUUUGAUGUAUGUGAAUCCAUUUAAUAAAUUUUAAUUUGUUGUC
Molecule: messenger RNA, 7036 nt
Organism: Pseudoliparis swirei
Lineage: Eukaryota; Metazoa; Chordata; Actinopteri; Perciformes; Liparidae
Gene: hcfc1a
Product: host cell factor C1a
Exons: 28
Coding region: 106-5523 (1805 amino acids)
Biological process (GO): chromatin remodeling; regulation of DNA-templated transcription
Cellular component (GO): histone methyltransferase complex
Molecular function (GO): transcription coactivator activity; protein binding
Source: RefSeq, a predicted model, not a curated record